Helianthus annuus (common sunflower) is the source of this 2103-nucleotide messenger RNA. Its product is annotated as importin subunit alpha-2. Gene Ontology annotation, molecular function: protein binding; nuclear import signal receptor activity. The transcript is spliced from 10 exons. Gene Ontology annotation, biological process: NLS-bearing protein import into nucleus. Gene Ontology annotation, cellular component: nucleus; cytoplasm. Bases 113 to 1705 code for a protein of 530 amino acids. NCBI's taxonomy places the organism in Eukaryota, Viridiplantae, Streptophyta, Magnoliopsida, Asterales, Asteraceae. The record is from RefSeq and is a predicted model, not a curated record.
ACCAAACCCCCCUCAAUAAUCAAACUCCCCUAAAUCGCAAGGUAUAUCUUGUGCAUCUACACUUCCCCUUUUUUACAUUCAAAAAUUCAUCUCUCUCUAGGGUUUAAUCAUCAUGUCGUUGAGACCUAACGCCAGAACCGAGGUUCGCCGGAACCGUUACAAGGUCGCCGUCGAUGCGGACGAAGGAAGGCGCCGGAGAGAGGAUAAUAUGGUCGAGAUCCGGAAGAAUAAGCGAGAGGAGAACUUGCUUAAGAAGCGUCAAGUGCUUCCGUCUGCUCAGCCGCUCGCCACCGGUGCUCCGGUGCCGGUUUCCACCAUCGAGAAGAAGUUAGAGAGCCUUCCGUCUAUGGUUGCUGGAGUCUAUUCAACUGAUAACAACAUGCAGCUUGAGGCAACUACCCAGUUUCGUAAAUUGCUCUCAAUAGAACGGAGCCCGCCAAUUGAGGAAGUUAUACAAUCAGGUGUGGUACCACGCUUCGUCGAAUUCUUGAUGAGAGAGGAUUUUCCACAGCUUCAGUUUGAAGCUGCGUGGGCACUUACAAACAUUGCUUCUGGAACUUCUGAGAAUACAAAGGUUGUAAUCGAUCAUGGGGCUGUUCCAAUAUUCGUUAAGCUUCUUGCUUCUCCAAGUGAUGACGUUCGUGAACAGGCUGUUUGGGCGUUGGGAAAUGUAGCUGGUGAUUCACCGAGGUGUCGAGAUCUUGUUCUUGGUCAAGGUGCUCUGCGUCCACUGCUGGCUCAGUUAAACGAGCAUGCAAAGCUUUCCAUGCUGAGAAACGCAACAUGGACACUAUCGAAUUUCUGUCGGGGGAAACCACAACCCCCUUUUGAGGAGACAAAACCAGCACUACCUGCCCUUGAGCGUCUUGUUCAUUCAAACGAUGAAGAGGUGUUGACCGAUGCAUGCUGGGCUCUCUCCUAUUUAUCUGAUGGUACAAAUGACAAAAUUCAAGCUGUCAUUGAGGCUGGUGUUUGCAGACGUCUUGUUGAGCUUCUCUUGCACCCGUCUCCUUCGGUUCUCAUUCCUGCACUACGAACUGUUGGCAACAUUGUGACUGGUGAUGAUAUGCAGACUCAGUGUAUUAUUGAGCAUGGUGCACUCCCGUGCCUGCUGAGUUUGUUGACCAAUAACCACAAAAAGAGCAUCAAGAAAGAAGCCUGCUGGACGAUCUCAAACAUAACUGCUGGAAACAAAGAGCAAAUCCAGUCGGUAAUUGAAGCUGGGUUAAUCGCUCCCCUAGUUCAUCUCCUCCAGACUGCUGAAUUUGAUAUAAAGAAAGAAGCUGCAUGGGCGAUUUCAAACGCCACUUCUGGUGGCACUAAUGAACAGAUCAAGUAUUUGGUUAAUCAGGGUUGUAUCAAGCCACUAUGUGAUCUCCUCGUGUGUCCGGAUCCAAGGAUUGUGACGGUGAGUUUAGAAGGGCUCGAGAACAUCUUAAAGGUGGGGGAAGCCGAGAAGAACUUGGGUAACACCGGAGACGUUAAUUACUAUGCUCAGUUGAUAGACGAUGCCGAAGGUUUAGAAAAGAUCGAGAACUUACAGUCUCACGACAACAAUGAAAUCUAUGAAAAAGCCGUUAAGAUCCUCGAGACUUAUUGGUUGGAAGAAGAAGACGAGCCCGUUGUUGAUGGUUCACAGCCUGCUUUCAACUUUGGUGGCCCAACUGCUCAAGUUCCACCUGGCGGGUUCAAUUUUAACGGCUGAAAGUAAUCACAAAGGUAUGUCGGGUUGGGUCAAAGUUCAAGUCUGGUCGGGUCGGGUCAGGUCAGGUGUAGUCGGGUCAAGGUCAGUUUGGGUCAAAGUUGGGUGUAGUCGGGUCCAUGUCUGGUGUAGUCGGGUUAAGGGCAUAUAAAUGGCGGUCCAGGUACAAUAAAGGAACGGGUUCAGAGUUUGGGGUGGGCGGUUGUUUGGUUUUUUGUUUACCUCGAGUCGUUGAAUGUUUUGGAACAAUGUUCGAGGCGGAUAUGAAUGAACGUCGUGUACGGGUCGUUUUGUUUUGGUAUUAAAGGGGUGAGUGUAUAUUCAUAUGAUGUUGAAUCUAUAUUUCAUAUUUGUAAUGUUAAAUUUUAUGUUCUCAUGGGAUGAUGGUAUUGAUUUCUUUA